Messenger RNA from Amborella trichopoda, 1284 nucleotides. Its product is annotated as integral membrane family protein. Gene Ontology annotation, cellular component: chloroplast. The record is from RefSeq and is a predicted model, not a curated record. NCBI's taxonomy places the organism in Eukaryota, Viridiplantae, Streptophyta, Magnoliopsida, Amborellales, Amborellaceae.
ACCAAUGACCUUCUCUGAAUGAUUCGCUAUCUGUCUCACCGCCUCUCGCUCCUCGACCGCGAGUCUUCUCUCUAAAUUGUAACCACCCAUCGACUCCAGAGACUCUCGUCACACUCUCUCUCUCUCUACUGAAAACAUGGCUUUCUCGUCUUCGGCUGCAACAGUUCCCCUUUCUCUCCUACCAAAUAAGGGCAUCGUUUCCAUUAUAAAACCUCCAUCCAUUGCAGUGAAUAAGCAGCAAAGGCUUUCUAAACCAUUAAGAAAGCUUUCUCCUGGUUACACUGCAAAAACUGAUUCAGACCACAAAUCUAGGGUUUCUAGCGGUGUAAAAUGUGAAGCUCUGAGAGACGAUACGCAACAGACUGGAGCCCAAGUUUAUCAAGGCGUAUAUGGACCUUGGACCGUCGAUUCCUCAGACAUUCGAGAGGUACUCCUCUAUCGGUCUGGGUUGGUUGCUACUGCAGUGUCAUUUGUAAUUGCUGCUUCCCCAGCUUUUUUGCCAGAUGGUACUUUCUUGAAUGAUAUCGUACUACAAAAUGCAGAUAUCAUAUAUGCUAUUGGAGCUGGAGGUUUAGGCCUAUCAUUGAUUUUGAUUCACAUAUAUGUCACACCAAUAAAGCGUGCUCUUCAAGUAUUUUGGGCAUUGGGUAUCCUUGGCUCUCUUGGAGCAUAUUUAAGUCUUUCUCAACCAUCUGGUGAGAGCUUGAUUCUAUAUGUGAUCAAUAACCCCAUCAGUGUAUGGUUUGUUGGGCCUCUCUUCGUAGCCUUGACUGGGCUUGUUUUCAAAGAAGGGCUCUGCUACGGCAAGUUAGAGGCUGGCAUUUUAACAUUUGUUAUCCCCACUCUACUACUUGGCCACCUGUCUGGUUUGAUGGAUGAGAAUGCUGAACUUGGUCUACUUGGUUUUUGGAUGGUUCUUUUCAUAGUUUUUGCUACACGAAAGUUUACACAGCCAAUUAAGGACGACAUUGGUGAUAAAUCCGUUUUUAUGUUCAAUGCACUCCCUGAAGAAGAUAAGAAGGUCGUUCUUAAAAAACUCGAAGAGCAAACUGGUCAGGGGCCCAUUUAGACAACCAGUGAUGUAAUACCCACUUUUGAGGCAGUAACCUAGUUUCGAUUGUUGUAACAUAUUGUAACAUUAUUGUAACAUUAUUGUAUAGAUAUAAGAUCUGAGUGCCACUGUUCUAUAGGUCCAUGCUUUACCAUAAAGAACAGCAAAUAAACAUGAUGACAGCGUUAGUUGAGAAUCGAUGGCCUUUAAUGAAGUUUAUUAUUUGAAGUUUA